UAUAAGCUGGAGUAUUAUUUAUUUCUGGGAUUCUUUAAACAUUUGUUUACUAGAUGAAUAUAUUGUAUAGGUAGCGUAACAUACAGUAUAACAGUUAUAGAUUCUUGCAUAGAGACCAAGCGUGCUCGAAUCGAUAGUCUUAUCCAUAAAUUUUCGAAGUUAUUCAUAACUUUAGUUUCCUCAUAGAAAACCCUUUCAUGUAGUCAUCACAAGCAAAGUGAUUCGUCUAAGGGUUAAUUGUAAAGCUCUGCUCUUGCGUCUGCAGGUUGCAGUAGCUGCUAAAUGCUGGUUGAAAUCUCUGCUGACUGGCUUCUGCCUCGGCUAAAGUGUGUGGACGUAUCGUAAAAGCUGCUGCAAGUUGCGUGUAAGAACUGCCGAGGAACGCCUUUCCGUGUCAAAAUCAAUAAUAGUGUGCGAUAAGGUGCGCUCGGCUGAGCACCCUCGGGAAAGUAGCGCUAGAUACUAACUAAUCAAAUGGUAUCAAAUUUUAGAAAUAAACUUUACAUAAACUUGACAUAGUGACAUAAGUAGUUCACCUGCAGGUAUAACUACCCGCUUUGGAAUUAAGCAUUUAUACAUUGCUACGCAUGGCGUUCAUUUGGCAGCUGAUUUCGACGGCCAUUUAUGUGGUCGGCAGCCUGGCCAUUGCUGCCUUUCUCUACGACAACUUCAAGUCCUUGGUCUGCAUCAUAAAGGCCCUGCUGGAGCCCUACUUCCAGCCGCAGUUGCCACAGACCUUGCUGGAUAAAUACGGCAAAUGGGCGGUUGUUACCGGCGCCACUGAUGGCAUUGGCAAGGAAUACGCCAAAGAGCUGGCACGCCAAGGUCUUAACUUGGUUUUGAUCUCACGCACUCAGGAAAAACUCAUUGCUGUGACCAAUGAGAUCGAGGCUCAGUACAAGGUGAAGACCAAAUGGAUAGCCGUUGACUUUGCCAAGGGCCGGGAAGUUUACGAUGAGAUUGUAAAGGAACUGGCAGGCAUACCAGUCGGCAUAUUGGUUAAUAAUGUGGGAAAAAUGUACGACUACCCCGACUCGUUGGACAACGUGCAGGAAGACGUUUUAUGGGAUAUUAUUAAUUUGAAUAUUGGAGCCGUCACGAUGCUAACCCGCAAGCUGCUGCCACAGAUGAAGGCAGCCGGCAAGGGGGCCAUUGUAAACAUUGGAUCGGGCUCCGAACUACAGCCCAUACCCAAUAUGGCUGUGUAUGCAGCGACCAAGAAAUACAUAACCUACUUUACUCUGGCCCUGGAACAGGAACUGGCCGAGCACAACAUCGCCGUGCAGCUGGUCAUGCCACUAUUUGUGGUGACCAAAAUGAAUCAGUAUUCGAAUACGGUUAUGCAAGGUGGUCUCCUCAUACCAAAUGCGCAGAGCUUUGCACGCUCAGCAGUCUUUACACUGGGAAAAACCAGUGUGACCAAUGGUUUCUGGUCACACGGACUUCAGUAUUUCAUAAUGAAGAUGGCGCCGCAGCAUGUGAGAAUGUUAAUCAGCCACGAGAUGACGCGUCGUCUACGUCACGAGUACCUCAACACACAGGGCAAGAACAAGGUGUCAUAGUAGUUGACUUUCACAUAACCAAGUGUACAUUCUAAGCGUCUUGUAAAUAUUGGCACAUACUAGUACUAAUACUAAUAGCAAUAAAAACAUGUAAACAUACGA
This is a messenger RNA of Scaptodrosophila lebanonensis, 1664 nucleotides long. RefSeq names its product inactive hydroxysteroid dehydrogenase-like protein 1. Gene Ontology annotation, molecular function: oxidoreductase activity. Gene Ontology annotation, cellular component: endoplasmic reticulum. The record is from RefSeq and is a predicted model, not a curated record. The transcript has 6 exons. Bases 588 to 1562 code for a protein of 324 amino acids. Lineage: Eukaryota; Metazoa; Arthropoda; Insecta; Diptera; Drosophilidae.